Cherax quadricarinatus is the source of this 2026-nucleotide messenger RNA. NCBI's taxonomy places the organism in Eukaryota, Metazoa, Arthropoda, Malacostraca, Decapoda, Parastacidae. The record is from RefSeq and is a predicted model, not a curated record.
GAGGAUUGUAGGUGUGUAUCGAAUUGGCUACAAGAACACAACCACUAAUAAAGCCCAGCGUAUGGAUGUGUUGGUCAUGGAGAAUUUGUUUUAUCAGCGGAACAUUGCUCACAAAUUCGACCUUAAAGGAUCAAUCAGAAAUAGACUUGUGAAUACAUUGGGGAAAGAGGAAUCUGAAUUGGUGUUAUUAGAUGAAAAUUUGCUGAGGAUGGCAUGUUCUUCUCCACUGUAUGUAAGACCUCAUAGCAAGACUGUGAUAAGUCGGGCCAUUGCUGCAGACACUGCAUUUCUCUCACAGCAGCUCAUCAUGGACUACUCUCUUCUAGUUGGCAUCGACACUACUGCUAAUGAGCUCGUUAUUGGUAUAAUCGAUUACAUCCGAACCUUCACCUGGGACAAAAAACUGGAGACGAUAAUCAAAGGUAGUGUGCUGGGUGGUGGAGCAGGAAGAUUGCCUACAGUGGUGUCACCUGAAGUGUACCGUACACGCUUUUGCCAUGCCAUGGAUCGCUAUUUCCUCCUCACUCCAGAUAGGUGGACAGGUUUAGGACUGGGUAUUGAUCCUUAGUUCACUGUUUCUACCAUGAUGUAUUUGCUAGCUGUAUUUUUUUCAUGAAAACUUUUGCAUUUCAAUAACUAAUUUUGUUUUGUGUGUGUGUGUGUGUGUGUGUGUGUGUGUGUGUGUGUGUGUGUGGUGUGUGUGUGUGUGUGUGUGUGUGUGUGAAUGUGUCAGUGGUUGCAGGAGCCAAUUCUCAGAUCCUGGUCCUGCCACUUGCCUCUCUUCAGAUUCACUCCCUCAUGGCCUCAUGGGUCCUGUUGUACCUGCUCCUAAGACUAUAUAUGGAGUUUUCCUCCACCACUUCCUCACCAAAAUCGUUCCACUUCCUCACCAAAAUCAUUCUACUUCUGCCCACUCUGAGACUGAAGAAAUUCUAACAUACCUGUGGCUCAUUUGUGCCUUUAACUACCAGCAGUGUUCUCUAGUUCCUGUUCCUCACCUCUCAAACAGCCUAUCUGUUAUGUUAUCGAUUCUCCUGAAUAUCUUGUUUGCUGUUAUCAUGUCCUCCCUGGAUCUUCUGUGUUCAUGUCCCUUAGCUGAGAAGCAAGCCUUUUUCUAUACUUCUACACUUUCUUCAGUUUCUUAACAUGUUUUUUUCAUGUGUCGGUUCUAUACUGGUGCUGUAUACUCCAAGAUUGGCCUGAUGUAUGUUUAAUAAUGAGCCCAGAAUGACUGUUGAGAUUCCUGAAGGCUACUCUUAGAUUUACCAGAUGAGCAUUGGCUGCAGAGGUCAUUUGUUUGAUGUUAGCUUGCUGAUAUACUGGCAUGUGCUCACUCCUAGGUCUUUAUCUUUAAGUGAAGUCUGCAGCUUUGUUCCAAUAGUCUAUACCCUGUUUUCGAUCUUCUUGCUCCUUCUCCAACCUUCAUGACCAUGCAUAUGCUGGGGUUAAAUUCAAGCAACUACUUAUCUGACCACUCUUGCAGUUAAUCCAGAGUGAGUGUGAUCUCAGGAGCAGAGCAGUGAUUCACAUAUGUACACAUGCUUACAUAUUUACAUGCAUAUAUACAUGUGGGUAUACAUGCAUAUAUACAUGUAGAUAUAUAUGCAUGUAUUCAUGUGGAUAUACAUGCAUAUAUACUUAUAUGUAUACAUGCAUGCAUGAGAAAGAGAGAGAUUAGUAAUGUACUAUGGAAAGUGCAGUGGUGUAUGUAAAAGAAAGAAAAAGGGAAAAUGAGUUAGUGUGUGAUAGAGAAUGAGACACAGGAAAAUAAAUACAUUUAUGUAGGUAGAGGGGAAGAAAUAAUGGCUGGAAUGAUUUCUCUUUCUUGGUGUACAGUAGUACAUGCACAUUGUUAUAAAUAUGUGAAUCUUUCCAUUUCAUGCAACUAAACUGUGCCUCAGGAGAUAUUAGUUGCUAGUUUUACCAUAUAGUAUAAAUAUAUAUAAUGUAGAAUUUUCUGACUUGUGCUUUAAGUACUGUAUAUAUUUUAUUAAAAUUUUUAUGAUUUUAUAAUAAUGAUCAUUUA